This is a messenger RNA of Homarus americanus (American lobster), 2770 nucleotides long. RefSeq names its product ribosome biogenesis protein BOP1 homolog. The record is from RefSeq and is a predicted model, not a curated record. Bases 63 to 2429 code for a protein of 788 amino acids. The transcript is spliced from 14 exons. NCBI's taxonomy places the organism in Eukaryota, Metazoa, Arthropoda, Malacostraca, Decapoda, Nephropidae. Gene Ontology annotation, molecular function: ribonucleoprotein complex binding; protein binding. Gene Ontology annotation, biological process: ribosome biogenesis; maturation of LSU-rRNA from tricistronic rRNA transcript (SSU-rRNA, 5.8S rRNA, LSU-rRNA). Gene Ontology annotation, cellular component: PeBoW complex; preribosome, large subunit precursor.
GAUGUUAUGGUGAAGCAGCACAACACGUGUGACGUUGCCUGAGCUGGGUGGUGGUAGUCAAAAUGAGUGAGAAGAGAAAACGUGAAGAAAUAUCGGACUCACAAAAGGACAUACUAAGUGGAGAUGGAGAAAAAGUCAAUUAUAUGGUCAACAUCAACACAGAUGAUGAUGGGGACUCAUCUAAUUCUGAGGGUAGCGAUAUAGAUGAUGAUGAUAUUGAAGAUGUUAGUGGCGAUGAAGCUGAGGAAAGUGAUGAUGGUGAAGUAGACAGUCUUGAUGGAGAUUAUACAUUUGAUGAUAAUGAAGAGGAGGGGGAAGAUGAUGACGAAGAGGAGGAGAAAGAUGAUAACGAGGAGAGGGAAGAUGAUAAUGAUGACAAAAAUGAAACAGAAAAUAAAACAAAGGUAAAAGUAGAUGCAAAAGGUGAUGGAGACAGUGGCAUUGACGAUCCUUCCCAAGAAAAACUAAAGAUUUCAAAAAGUAAAAAGAACUUAUCUGGGAAGCUUUCAGGAUUACGAUUACAAACCACAAAAGCAGAUAAUGUUGCCAGCAAACAAGAAAACCAAAAUAGUAGCCAGGAUUUGGGGAAACCAGAUGAAUAUGCAGAAGACUCAUCAGAUGAAGAAGACCUCAGGAAUACAAUAGGAAAUGUACCUGUCAAGUGGUAUGAUGAAUACCCACACUUGGGCUAUGACCUAGAAGGAAAGCAGAUCAUCAAACCAAAACGAGGUGAUACUCUGGACAAUUUCCUGAACAGAUUAGAGAAUCCUGACUUUGACCGUACCGUCUUUGAUAAGCAGACUGGUCAAGAUGUUCGACUAAGUGAUGAAGAUCUGGCAACUGUUAAAAGUCUCAUGACCAAUAGAGUGCCAAGCGCUGACUAUGAUUACUAUGCUCCCUGGGUCGAUCAUUUCACUCACGAAGUCAUGGAAAUGCCCUUGACGGGUCGUACAGAGUCCAAGAAAUCCUUUGUUCCCCCCAAGUAUGAAGCUACAUAUGUUGCUAAGAGAGCUGAACAGAUAAGAAGAGGCCUUAUUCAAUAUACUAAGAAAAAGGAAGAAAGAUAUAGGUAUUACAAUUUAUGGUCUGAUGCAGAAAGAACGAAACGGGGAAUAAGCAAUCAUUUACCAGCACCAAAGAUCAGAUUACCAGGCCAUGGAGAAUCAUAUAAUCCUCCGAUAGAGUAUUUACCGCUUGGUGCAGAACCUCCUGAUUGCCUUCGUAGAGUUCCUGGAUGGAAAUCAUUUGUUAAAGAUCGCUGGGAACGUUGUCUUGACUUGUAUUGUGCACCUCGGCAACAAGUAAUGAGGGUUACUGCAAGUGCCAAGGACCUUAUACCAGAGUUACCAAAGCCCCAGGACCUGCGACCAUUCCCCACUGUGGAGGGACUGAUUUUCAGAGGCCAUCGAUCCAUUAUCAGAUCCAUCUCUAUUCAUCCUCUUGGCAAGUUCCUUGCUUCUGGUUCAGAUGACCAAACUGUUAAAAUUUGGGAGAUCAGCACUGGGCGUUGUUUGCGCAGUUUUGAUGUUGAAGCAGCUGUUAAAUGUGUGGCUUGGAACCCAAGCAACAAGCUUUUCUUAUUAGGCAUAGUGUUAGAAAGCAAAGUGAUAUUUAUGAACCCCGAGACAUACCUUACAGAUAAGGUAGUGGUUCAGCAGACAAAUUCCGUCUUUAAGGAGGAACCUGAUCAAGGCGACUACAUACAACCUGAGCGUGUGAAAACAGCUGUGACAUGGAGGAAACCUACAGGUGAUGAGUGGGCCAAGGGAUACAGAGUUGUUGUAGACCAUUUCCGUAGUGUCAAACAGAUAGUGUGGCACAAGCAGGGUGACUAUUUUGCUACAGUUAUUCCUGAAGGAGAUCACAGGUCUGUCCUCAUGCACCAGUUAAGCCGAUGGCGGUCCCAAGUACCUUUUAACAAGUGUAAAGGUCGUGUUCAAACUGUACAGUUUCAUCCUAAGCUUCCCUUCUUAUUUGUGGUGACACAAGGCCACAUUCGUGUCUACAACCUACAGAAGCAAAGAAUGUUGAAAAAAGUCCAGGCUAACAGUCGCUGGAUAUCAUCAAUAGCCAUUCACCCCGGUGGAGAGCACUUCCUUAUUGGUGGAUAUGAUCGCAAACUUAACUGGUUUGAGAUGGAGUGUACCAGAAGACCACAUCUUCUACGUUACCACAGAACAGCUGUCCGUAGUGUAGCAUUCCAUCGUAAAUAUCCAUUAUUUGCAUCUGCUGCAGAUGAAGGACGAGUCAUUAUAUCACAUGGAAUGGUCUACAACGAUUGGUUGAAAGAUCCAUUUUUGGUACCUGUGAAGGAGCUGAAGGGCCACUCCAAGUUUGAAGAUUAUUGUGUACUUGACCUCACCUGGCACCCAUAUGAGCCAUACCUAUUCACUGCUGGUGCUGAUUCUACCAUUCGACUUUGGCAUUAAUAGGACGAUUCUGAAUAAGUUGAUACACUGUUAAUGGAUGAUUUAGUUUUAUGGGAAUAGGAAGAUUCAGGUUCAAAAUAAGACUUCCCAUACCAUAUUUAUAUACAGUAUUGUGUUCAUUUUUAGUUCAGUAUGCUCAUAGAAGGAAAACAAAAUAAUAUGGAAUUGAGAAAUAGUGAAUAAUUAAUCCCAACUUGUAUCAUUCCUUUAAGUUCAGAUUAAAAUUUUUGUAGACAGGUGAAUGAAUAAUUACUCAUCUCGUUAAUAUGUCAUGUAUAGAAUGUUAAUUUGUUUGUAUGAAAACAUAUUAUUGUUCCUGAAGCAAUAAACUGUAAAAUUCA